Messenger RNA from Fusarium musae, 2106 nucleotides. RefSeq lists its product as uncharacterized. Gene Ontology annotation, cellular component: cortical endoplasmic reticulum. Gene Ontology annotation, molecular function: chloride channel activity. NCBI's taxonomy places the organism in Eukaryota, Fungi, Ascomycota, Sordariomycetes, Hypocreales, Nectriaceae. Bases 1 to 2106 code for a protein of 701 amino acids. The record is from RefSeq and is a predicted model, not a curated record. Gene Ontology annotation, biological process: chloride transmembrane transport. The transcript has 5 exons.
AUGGGGUUCGAGGAUAAGACGACGUACAACGACAAGUAUGUCGUUCUGUACGACUUCGGCGAGACGGAUCAUGAUACGGCUAUCAAAGAGUUCAAGACCCUAGUGGCAGACCUGGAAGAAACUGGUUUCGACGUUGAAGUCAGAGCGGGCUAUGAGCAAUCCCUCCUUGUAUUCGCCAAAGCACCCCGCGAACUCCUCGGCAACGCUGUCUACAACAGGGUUAAGGACUGGCUAUACGGCAUCACGCCGAAUCACCCUGGCGGUGAUAAGAACACAGUCGUUGAUGGAGCUUAUGAGGCAGAGGAUAUUCUUUCGGUUCAUCAUAUCGUCAACUGGUCCAAGGAUCUUGGUGGUGCGGGCAUCACCCCCGGGACAGGGAAGUGGGAGAACGUCAAGGCGAUAUUUCCUAUUCAUAAUUCCAAGGUCAAUCAGUCGUUGCUCAAGUAUCUGAGCAGAAAGUUUUUCUUGUCGAACGAGGAUAUUGAUCAGAUUCGCAACCUUCACGGCUCAAAAGUCGCUUUUUACUUUGCUUUCAUCCAAGCCUAUCUUCUCUUCCUCACCUUCCCCGCCAUAACAGGCGUCAUCGCAUGGCUCUGGCUUCCACGCUACUCCCUCGCCUACGGCAUCCUCACCAGCGUGUGGUGCACCGUGUUCCUCGAGUACUGGAAGAUUCAAGAACUCGAUCUUAGUCUCCGCUGGAACGUCAAGGGCAUUCAACACGUCAAGGUCAACAGACCGCAGUUCAAGUAUGACUAUGAGUAUGUUGAUGAAGGCGGGCGGAAACACUACUACUUUCCUAGAUGGAAGAAGGUCGUGAGGCAGUUGUUGCAGAUUCCGUUCUUGAUAGUGGCGUUUUUGGCGCUGGGGAUUACUAUCAUUGCGGUGUUUACUAUUGAGAUUUUGAUCUCGGAGACGUAUGCUGGGCCGUAUAAGGAUUACUUGGAAUAUCUUCCAACUAUUCUCCUGGCUGUAUCUCUCCCUUACAUCACCUCAGCCCUUGAAGACGCAGCAGAAUGGAUGACCGAGUUCGAAAACCAUCGCACCGCCGAUCUGCAUGAAAUGUCACUCACCCAAAAAGUCUUUGUCCUCAAUAUGUUCACCAACUACCUCCCCAUUUUCCUCACAGCCUUUAUCUACAUCCCCUUCGGCGGGACAGUCGUCCCCAAACUUGAAAAUUUUCUAUCAGCUGCAUUUGCCAGCGUCGGCAAGAAAUUCGUUCAUCAGCCGUUCCAUCUUGACGCUGAUAGGUUGAGAAACGAAGUCAUAGCUUUAACGGUCACAGGCCAACUAUCAGGUUUCUUCGAAGAGAACAUCGUCCCGAUGUUGAAGCAUAAAUUCUCUGAUUGGUAUCGAGAUUAUCGCAGGGCGCGAUCAAAGGGCGAUAUGCUUCUUGCGGUGGUGAAAGAUGAUCCUGAAGAAACAGCUUUCCUAUCACGGGUUCGAAACGAGGCGAUUCUUCCAAAGUACAACGUCCAGGAUGACAUUGCAGAAAUCGUUCUUCAGUUCGGAUAUCUCGCGCUAUUCUCGCCAGUCUGGCCGAUUAUCCCAAUGGGCUUUCUCAUCAACAAUUGGAUUGAGCUACGAUCUGAUUUCGCAAAGAUCUCACUGGAGCAUCAGCGCCCCGCACCGGUUCGCUCAGGUGGAAUCGGCCCUUGGAUCUACUCCCUCGAGGCGUUAACCUGGCUCGGAAGUAUCUGCACCGCAGCAAUUGUGCAUCUUUUCAGCGUCGACAAAGUCGGCAAUACAAUGGGGAGCUGGGCUACUCUCCCCGUUACCGUUUUCAUCAGCGAACACGUUCUUCUUCUUCUCCGAUCUCUUGUCCGCUUCGUUCUUCAACAAAUCGGCUCUGAGCGCAUUCGAGAAGAUUAUAAUCAGCGCUAUGCGAACCGCGUUAAAUAUCUUCAAGAGCUGGAGACGAAGAAACAGCAGUCUGGACUAGCUGUACGUGAAGCGCACCGCGAGCGACGCAAGUCGGUUUUGGUGAUGGAGAGAGAUCCAUUUUGGACGAAGCAGGUCCAUGACGGUGCUAGUGAAUUAGCAGGUGUCACGCUCAUCCAACAGGUGAAGAAGAAUGAAGAGCCAGGGGAUCAAGAGAAGAAGGAUUAA